Molecule: messenger RNA, 1620 nt
Organism: Aspergillus ibericus CBS 121593
Lineage: Eukaryota; Fungi; Ascomycota; Eurotiomycetes; Eurotiales; Aspergillaceae
Product: peptidyl-prolyl cis-trans isomerase D
Exons: 5
Coding region: 47-1168 (373 amino acids)
Biological process (GO): protein peptidyl-prolyl isomerization; protein folding
Cellular component (GO): intracellular membrane-bounded organelle
Molecular function (GO): protein binding; peptidyl-prolyl cis-trans isomerase activity
Source: RefSeq, a predicted model, not a curated record
CUCUUUUCCUUCCCUUCAUCUCAACUACUGCCUCAAAAUCGCCAUCAUGGCCGAGUCUCAGCGUCGUCCUCGUGUUUUCUUCGACGUUCAGAUCGGUAAACAAAAGACCGGUCGCAUUGCUCUGGAAUUGUUCAACGAUGUCGUCCCCAAGACCGCGGAGAACUUUCGUGCUCUCUGCACCGGCGAAAAGGGCAUAGGAACUCAGGGCAAGCCAUUGCACUUCAAGGGCUCCAUCUUCCACCGUGUGAUCAAGCAGUUCAUGAUCCAGGGUGGUGACUUCACUGCGUUCAACGGCACAGGCGGCGAAUCCAUCUACGGCGAGAAAUUCCCGGACGAGAACUUUGAGCUUAAGCAUGACCGGCCCUUCCUUCUCUCCAUGGCCAACUCCGGCCCCGGCACCAACGGCAGUCAGUUCUUCAUUACGACCGUGCCAACCCCCCACCUGGACGGCAAGCACGUUGUCUUCGGUGAGGUGAUCAACGGCAAGAGCGUUGUCCGCAAGAUUGAGAACAUGUCCACCCAGGCUGACAAGCCCACCACCGAUGUUACUGUCGUCGAGUGUGGCGAGCUCACCGGUUCCGAUUACGACAACGCAGAUAAGCAGAUCCCCGACGCGACUGGCGACCCUUACGAAGACUUCCCCGAUGACCACCAGGGAGAGGAACUGAGUGCCCCCGUCUGCUUCAAGAUCGCGUCCGAGCUCAAGAACUUCGGAAACACUGCCUUCAAAAGCGGUAACCACGCUCUCGGUCUCGAUAAGUACCAGAAGGGUCUGCGCUACUUGAAUGAGUUCCCGGAGCCGGAUGAGCAGGACCCCAAAGACUUGGAUCCCCAAAUGAAGGCGCUCCGCUUCACUCUGCACUCGAACUCUUCCCUACUCGCUAAUAAGCUUGCCCAGUUCAAGAACGCCCAGACCUGGGCUACUUAUGCGCUUGAAGUGGCUGCUGCUGCGAACGCCAAGGAUGCCGAUAAGGCCAAGGCUUACUAUCGCCGUGCGGUCGCCUACAGCGGUCUGAAGGAGGAGGAUGAGGCUCUUAACGACCUCCAGGAGGCUUCUAAACUGGCUCCUGGCGACGCCGGUAUCACCACCGAGAUUGCCCGGGUUAAGAAGGCUAUCAAGGACCGCCAGGCCAAAGAGAGGGCUACCGCUCAGAAGUUCUUCUCAUGAGAGACUGACGUCAUGAUUCAUGAUUGCAUGAUUUAACCUUUCCUUCUCUAAAUUCCCGGCUUUGCAUAAAAAAAGGCUCCUUUACCACCAAUACAUCGGUUCCAUGGUGCACCAUCGGAUUUCUUAUCAAAGACGUUGUUCAUCCUUGGAGGUUAUCAACGGACGGACUUCGCGCUUCGCUUCGAGGUAGCUUUCAAUACCUAUUAGGUCAUGAGGUUUAGCGGACCAGACAGGGCACUCUGUACAAAUAGGAAGAAAUCAAGUCACGUAGGGAGAAUGGCGUUAUGCGCUGCGCAAUCGGAGCCAUAAUAGUCGAUAAGAUAUGAACUUGCAUAGUUGUACAGUCCACUGUAGUCAGGUGAUCGUGGUAAACCACUUAUACAUUGAAUCACAAUAUCAUUGUUUUUCCAGGGCCUCGAGGAACGACCGUGCUCGUAGUGGUCCAAGUUUGG